Molecule: messenger RNA, 4164 nt
Organism: Tetrahymena thermophila SB210
Lineage: Eukaryota; Ciliophora; Oligohymenophorea; Hymenostomatida; Tetrahymenidae
Product: WD40 repeat protein
Exons: 22
Biological process (GO): intraciliary retrograde transport; cilium assembly
Cellular component (GO): cilium; intraciliary transport particle A
Molecular function (GO): protein binding
Source: RefSeq, a predicted model, not a curated record
AUGGCAUCAAGCAAGAAAGUUUUUGAAUUCAAAGAUGACCUCAAUGGUAGCGGAAAAGUGUUAUUUUCAUGGAGCUAAGAUUGUAGUUAUAUCGCAGUUUGUGGAUAAUCGAAGGUGGUUUAUGUGCUUGAUAAGAGAGGUAGAAAACUUAAAGAAACUGUUUUAAAAUCUAAGAAUAAAGUUAUAGGUUUAGAAUGGGAUAAAGACUAGGAAUUUUUGGCAAUAUUAUAGGAAAACUCUACAUGCUUUUUGCUGUGGAAUGUAUUCUAAAACAGCUUUGAAUAGUAGGAUUUAGAAGAAAAAUCAAAAGGAAGUUUUAUUAAAUGGUCUAAAACUCAUCCAGUUCUUGUGAUUGGAACUGAAAAAGGCAUUCUUUAUUUUUAUAAUAAAAAAACUCAAAAGAAAAUUCCUACUAUGGGUAAGCACUCAAAGAAAAUCACUACAGGAGAUUGGAACGAUGAAGGAUUGUUAAUUACUGGUAGUGAAGAAAAAGUAUUAACUGUUAGUAGCCAUAACAGCGAUUCUAAAGGAGAAUCUAUUACAGUUUAGCAUGAACCCAGUAAUCUUUAAUGGGCACGUUAAAAGACAGACGAUCGUGAUAGUUCUUAAAGAACCAUUACUGCUAUAUUAAGCAACAAAAGUAUACUUAUGUAUGAUCUAAACACUAAGAAAUAGCCAUUAGAACUUGUUUAUGAACCAAAAUAUGGAAAAAUUGUUGAUUAUUAACUUUUUGGAGAUGGAUAUAUAGUUACUGGUUUUACUGAAGGAUAUGUUGCACAUGUCUCUUCUCAUUUAUAUGAAUUAAGGGAUGAAAUUUAGUCUAAGAGAAUAUUUUAAAGUUCCCUUGAUGCUCUUUGUACAAAUGAUAUCAUUUAUAAAUUGGCAGUUGCUGGAGAAAAUUAAAUUCACAUCUACAAUCUUGGAACUUGGGAAGAAGUUAAAUCUUAAAGAAUAGAGCUUCCUAAAGCAGCAGGUAAUGUAACUAAAAUGUAAUGGGCUAAUAAUGGGUAAUUGCUUGUUGUUGCUACAGCCAAUGGACAUUUGUAUGGUUAUUUAACUAGUAUUCCAUUCUUAACUAGCACCUAUGGAUCAAUCGUUUCAGUCUUAUCAUCCUUUACUGAAGUUUCUAUUGUUGAUACAAGUAGAAUCAAUCAAAUACAAAAUGUAUCAUCUAUUAAUUUAGAAACUGAACCAGGAUUUUUAUCAUUAGGUUUAUAUCACUUGGCAGCAGGUAUCAAUAACAAUGUAUGGUACUAUUUAUGGCUAGACCAAAAAAGAAAUGGUAUAAUUAAAGGAGGAGAAAUGAUACAAAAGAGAGAUUAUUUAGGAAGUGUUAAAGACAUCAGACUAAAUGAAUUUUGGGCAGCAGUGUUAACUGAUGGCAAGUGCAUUCUUCAUACAAUUCAACCAAAUAACAAUGUCAAAGAUUAGAAAUUCCCUCAAAUCGAAACAGAUAAAGCUAUAUCAGGAAUUGGUUUAACAAACGACUUCUUGAUUAUGCUAGACUCAUCUGGUAAGAUUAGAUAUUAUCAUUUAGAAGAUCAACAAUUUGUUGUUGAGUACAAACCUGCUGAUUGCUAAUUGGUUAAGAUUUAUCCCAACUUUUCAGGUACAAGAGUUGUUUGCUUUGACAAUAAAGGUUCUGCUUAUUUAUUUGAACCAGCACAAGAGCAAUUUUAUCCUUUAGAGCAUUUCCCUUAGAGAGCUGAAAAAGUUCUAUGGGACUAAAAAGACCCUAACUUAUUUGCUGUCUUGCAAAAUGACACUUUAAUUACAUUCAUAAUUAAUAAAAAUAAUAUAAAUGGUACUCUUAUUUAACCUGUUAAAGAACUACUUGCUAUUGAAGACAUAAAAAAUCCUGGACCUCCUGUUUAAACAAUCUUAGACAGAGGAGUCAAACCAUUAACAUUAUCAAAUGGACUUCUUAAGUGCUUCACACCAAGUGGUAGUAUAAACGGCUAGAAUUUAACUUCCCAUAGUUACUUAGGGAGUUACAAAGGUAGAGAUGACACUGAUUAAGGGCACUACAGAUUCUUCCUGUAAAAUCUUCAAUUGCACAAGUACAAUAAUUGUUUGAUUGCUGCACAAUUUCUCCAUAAUGCAGUACUUUACAAAGAGCUUGGACGCAAGGCAUUAGAAUUUGUUGAUCUUGAUGUUGCCUUGAAAUCUUAUCAACUUGCUGGAAGUUUAUCUAUGGUUAUGACAAUAUAAAGCUUUUAGCAUAUUAAUGAAAAAAAUAUAAUAUAUGGAAACAUUGCUAUGAUUUUAGGUCAGUAUGACUUGGCUUAAGAGUUAUUCUUAAAAUCAUCCUAGCCUAUUUUGGCUCUUGAAAUGAGAAGUGAUAUACAAGAUUACUUGACAGCUCUUAAUCUUGCGAAAAGCAUAGCACCUUAAGAAGAGCCAUUUAUUUGCAGAAGAUUAGCUUUCUAAAUAGAGAAUUAAGGAAAUAACUAAGAAGCCAGAAAAUUAUAUGAAAGAGCUGUUUUAAACAAAGACGAUCGUCCUUCAGAUAGAAGCAAAAUCGAUAAUCAUAAUUAACUUUGCUUUGCAGGUAUUUCUCGUACUUCUAUUAAACUUGGAGAUAUUCAAAGAGGUGUUACUAUAGCUAAAGAACUAAUUGACAAUAAUAUUGUUAUCGAAAUAGCAGUAGUUUGUGAGAAUAUGAAGUAGUAUCUUGAAGCUGCUGAACUUUACCAAAAGUCUGGAAUGCUUGAAAAAGCAGCAUCUUUAUAUAUUGAAUCAAAAGACUUUAAAAAAGCUGCUCCUUUAAUCAGCAUGAUAAAAUCCCCCAAUCUUCUUAAGCAAUAUGCAAAAGCUAAAGAAUCCGAAGGUGCAUAUAAUGAAGCAGAACAAACAUAUGAAUAAGCCGAAUCAUGGGAAGAUGUUGUUAGAUUAAAUCUGGAUAAAUUAGAUAACUUAAGAAAAGCAAUUGCCGUCUUAAGGACUAAAUGUGAUACAAGCACUGUUUGCUUAAUGGUUGCUAACGUAUGUGAAAAGUAAGGAAAUUAUGGUGAAUUAGUUGAAUUUUUACUCAAAGCUGGAAAAAAAGAAGAGGCCUUUUAAAAAGCUUAGUAAUAUAAUGUCAUGGAUGCCUAUUCUGAUAAUAUGAAAGAUUUCACUUUAGAAGAGCGUUUGCGUAUUGCCUAAUAUUAUGAAAAUUAAGGAAUUUGGGUUAAGGCUGCUAAGCAUUUCGAAUAAGCUAAAAAUCCUACUAAAUCUUUAAAGCUUUACUUAAAGGCUGGGGAUUAAUAUAUUGAUGAUAUGAUUGAUCUUGUUUGUAGAAAUAAGUAACAAGAAUCUCUUUAACAGACUCUUCUUGAUUAUUUGCUUGAAGGAGAAAAACCUAAAGAUCCUAUAUAUCUUCUUAAAUUGUAUGAUAAAUUGGGUAACAUUUAGUCUUUAGUCAAAAUAGCAAUUACUAUUGCUAGCGACGAACAUGAUUAAGGUAAUUACAAAAUAGCUCAUGAAAGACUCUUCGAAACUUAUCAAAAAGUAAAAGAACAUAAUGUUGCUAUUCCUUUCGACCUCGAGUAAAAAUUAAUGAUUAUUCACUCUUAUAUCUUGGCUAGAAAGUAUUUAGCUUACAAAGAAGAAGAUAAAGAAAUAGAACUUGCAGCUUGGUUACUUAACAGAGUUUGCAAAAAUAUAAGUUAAUUCCCCACUCACGCUGUCAAUAUUUUAACAUCUGCAGUAAUUGCAGCUAUGAAAAGCAAAAACAGACCACUAGCUUACAAGUGGUCAGUUGAAUUAGUUCGCCCUGAAUACCGUUCACACAUAAAUGAAAAAUACAAAACUAGAAUUGAAAACAUUGCUAGAAAGCCACUAAAAGAAGAGCCUGUGGAAAACAAAACUGAGUGUCCAUUCUGCAAAGAAUAUGUAGGCGAAUUUUAGUUAGUCUGUGAAUCUUGUUAAAACGUCAUACCCUUUUGUAUUGCUUCAGGAACACACGUUAUUGCUGACCAGCUUUGUUUCUGCCCAUCUUGCAGAUUCCCAGCAAAUAUUAAUUAUUUUAUAAAGUACGCUGAAUCAGAAGAGGGAAGAUGCCCUAUGUGUUCAGUUUAAAUUAAUUUAAAUGAAGUAAAAGUGGAAAAUCCAGAACAGGCUGCUUCUAUAUUAAAAUAACUUAGAGCAACAAGAUAAAGUUCUGAGUAAAAGAAAAAAUGA